AUGCGUAGUUCCACUGACCACCCUGUAUGUCAUAUUAUUAUAAAAUCAUAUCAUAUUACAGAUGUGAAUGGUGUUUUUGUUUGUCCAAGUGUAGUUUAUGGUUCAUUGUGUUAUUGGACUACAACUAAAGAACUUUAUAAUGAUAUUAAUAGCAAAUGUGCUAUAAAUGGUGGGGAAUUCACUUAUUUUCCAGACAUUUAUACAAUCGAAAAUCUUGAAGUUCUAGUCAAUAAUAGUGAUUUUCUCCAGAAUACGAGCGAGAUAUAUGUAAAUCUUACGAAAAAAUCUCCUGGUGUAUGGGUUUUUAAAGAUGGAACAGAAGCGCUUCCAAACCUCUGGGCUUCUAGAGUACCACCCACAAAUGAUCCUGGAUGCACUUACAUGAAUUAUGUGUAUACUCAAUAUAAACUAAGGUUAGGCGCUUGUAAUAAGGCUUUCCGUGGGCUUUGUGGACGUCAACUUAAUGUUUCCAAUGAAAGAUUUGCAGUCAAAUCCGGUAGACUUCUAAACAACACCGGACUGACGAUGCAGUCACCAACAAUAGCCCAUUGUUCUUUAGCCUGCUUUCAGACGUCAUGGUGUCGAUCUUGUAAUUACCAAAUUGCUGAACAUCAAUGUGAACUCAAUUUAAAAACCAAGGAAGAAGAAUAUUUAAGUUAUUUUGUAAAUAGUGUUGAUUGGAAAUACAUUAGCUACUCUGUUGAUUAUUGA
Lottia gigantea (owl limpet) is the source of this 711-nucleotide messenger RNA. RefSeq lists its product as hypothetical. Bases 1 to 711 code for a protein of 236 amino acids. The transcript is spliced from 3 exons. The record is from RefSeq and is a predicted model, not a curated record. Lineage: Eukaryota; Metazoa; Mollusca; Gastropoda; Lottiidae.